CUGACAUUCUCGCCAACAUGCCUCAAGCAUGACAAUAAACGGGUUUAGCUGGGUAACGGGGGGGGGGAAAGGCAAUGUAACAGAAACACUCUCGGCAGGUCCCACCUGGGCUGGAAGCUCGACGCAAGGAAGGAAAAAAAAACAACAUGGUGAAGAAGCAAAAUGACGGAGUUAAAGUUUAACCGACGGGAGGUUUGACGAGCAGAUAUUAGCGAGGACAACAGUAUGGCGCGUCGCUCUCAAUGUUCCUCUGCUGGGGAUAACCCCCUGGACCCCAACUACCUCCCUCCUCACUAUAGGGAAGAGUACCGCUUGGCUAUUGAUGCACUGAUUGAGGAGGACUUGGAGGGAUACUAUCAGUUCCUGCAGAAAGCAGAUGUGGUGGACUUUCUGUCCACACCUGAAAUCCAGUAUAUUCAGAGCUCUGUUCAGGAUUCUCAGUACAGCAACCACCCUGAGCAUCCCUUCCUGGAGAGCGGGGGAGAUGGCUCCUCAGACACUUACUGGCCCCUUAACUCUGACCUGGAUGUCCCAGAUUUGGACCUUGGCUGGCCUCAGCUGCAUCACUUCAUCGGGCCCACAGAGGUCACCACUCUGGUCAACCCUCCUGAGCCCAACAUGCCGAGUAUCAAGGAACAGGCACGACGACUCAUCAAGAACGCUCAACAGGUUGUUGCCAUAGUGAUGGACAUGUUUACUGAUAUCGACAUAUUUGUGGAUAUUGUCAAUGCCGCCAUGAGGAAUGUUGCUGUCUACAUCCUUCUAGACCAGCAGAAUGCACAUCACUUCAUCAACAUGGUUUCCAACUGCAGAGUAAAUCUGCAGAGCAUUCAAUUUUUACGAGUGAGAACGGUGUCUGGCAUCACGUAUCAGUGCCGCUCAGGAAAAACCUUCAAAGGUCAGAUGAUGGAUCGCUUCUUACUAACAGACUGCAGGGCUGUGCUGAGUGGAAAUUACAGCUUCAUGUGGUCUUUUGAGAAGCUGCACCGCUGUAUGGCACACCUGUUCCUGGGACAGCUUGUGACAACCUUUGAUGAAGAGUUUCGGAUUCUGUUCGCUCAGUCUCAACCGCUAGUGAUUGAAAAUGUGCUUCCUCCUAUGGAAGAUGUAAGCCUUUUGCAAAAGAGGCAGUACCCAAGUGAAAGAACUGCACUGUACAGAGAUACCAGAAAGUUUCUAUCACUGGACACUGAUCCUUCAGAUGAAUGGGCAAGACAUUCCUACGAGGAACGAAUGGAAGGGGAUUGGAGGAUGAAGCCCCAUAAAAGGCAGGAACCACUGCGCUGCCCUACAGACAUGUACAGUAGGUUGCCCCCUCAGCAGUCACACAUGGAUCCACCUUUUGAUCAGGGUCCCUCCAGGAUUCUCAUGAUGGACAAUCCUGCCUUUAAACGCCACUCUUUUGCUGAAGGUGGUCAUGGUAGAUACUCUUUCCUGCAGCAACAGGGAAUGCCAGACUCUGAGUCCCAGGGAAGGCAUUUUCAUAGGGGGCUGCAGCCUUAUACAGGACCAGGACAAGGACCUGGACCAGGACCAGAGGCAGAAUAUAGUGGCUAUGAAAAGUUCUGGAACCAAGACUGUCAUACAGCAGAUCAGUACCCUGAACCGGGUUUACCACAAGAUAUGAAACCAUCUGAUAACUUUGACCCCAUUCGUAACUAUUUUUCUUCCACCAGAAAUCUAGACUUUGACCAGAGCUCAGAUAAGUUGCCACCUGCAGCAGAUUUGCCAUUUAGUUCAUCUCACCCAAGAAGACUGAGUUUAGGCCAGUCAUAUGCCUGUCAAACCUCCCCCACUCCUUCAAACCCAACUGAUCAGAAACAAUUUUUUCAAGAGCCUACUGCUGACCGCAAGGAUCCUAUGGUGAAACGUGGCCUGAGAAACUGGAGGAUUAGCUCAUACCUCAGUGCAUAUGAUAACCCAGAAGAUGAAAACCUGCCCGUGGCACCAUUUCAGGCACCAGAUCCUUUUGAACAUCCCUCUAACCCCAUACAGCCAACACCAGGCAUAGACCUAACAGUUCCUAAAAUACCUAAUGUCAGAGAGUUUAAGGUUCCUGCAAUACCCAGGGCAAGUCAGAUUCCAAAUUAUGCCAAAACAGCUGCCAGAGAGCAGCCAAAUAAAUUGCCAGAUAAACCUGUUGCAGUGGCAGCAGAAACCAAAACAACACCAACACCUUCAGAAUCAUCAUCCACAACUGAAGUGGAAAAGACAGAGGAGGCAGAACAAAAGGAGACUGCAACUGCUGCUCUUCGGAGGGACGAGUCUUUCCGUAGGAAAUACAAUCCUGCAGUGCCAAGGAGCUCCAGGUUACGAUCCUCUCUGAUAUUCAGUUCUCUGGAGCAGCAGACUCCUCAAGAUAGUAAAACUGCUGCUCCAACAGCAGAUCACCAAGAUGAGGAAGGUGACAAAAAUGAACCUGAACCAACAAAACUACCUUUUGUUUCUCAAGUUUUGGGACAAAGGAAGACUGCAAGGGAACCUUUUGAAUGGAGUCGUUACAAACAAUCAUCCACAUUUGAUAACUCCACAGAAACAUCCAAAACAGAUGAUGGAGGCAGUAAAUUGGACAGUAAAGAUUCAUCAAAGGAAGAGAACUCAAAGGAUCUUGCACAAAAACCUGCGACACAGGAGUCAGUACAACUGCCAGAUGUAGAGCAAGUUAGUCUUUCACCAUCAGUGCCUCAAUCCAAGCCUUCUGAAGCGGAGCUACCCAGAACUGACCAACCAGUCCAACCACCUAAACCUUUGCUCCCUACUUCAUUAUUUGUAGAUAUGAAUGAUCCUGAUAAUAGGCUCAUGUUUUUCAAAGAGCUGGCAGCAAAACGCAAAGCCGCUAAAGCUGCAGAGGCUGAAAAGAGCAAAGAAAAGGCUCAGAUGAAACCAUCAGCUGAUCUGAAAACCAACACCAAUGUUAAAAAGGAAGAGCUUGCACCAAAAGAAAUCACGGCUUCUACAUCUGAGGGUGUAUUAGAAAAACAUGCUGCUUCAAAGGGUAUGAGAAAGAUGGCAUCUGCAGAAGCAUGGGAGCCAGUGAGUCAGUCUGUAGAUACCAGUGAAAAGAGCAACAAGCAGGACGGUCUUGUCAAAACCUUCCAAAGCUGUAAAUCAGAACAAACCCAAAUUUCGACUGAUUCAGAGAUGAAAGCGCUUGAGAACAGACAGUCAGCAGUCCUUCCUGUUUCUUCAGAAGCGGAUGCACCUCAGAGCAAAUCACCACAUCUGUCACAUCCUGCUGUAAAAGAGAGUAGCCACAGUCACUCACCAACACCAACUAAUGCUGCUCCUGCUGUUUCGUCUCUUGCACAAGGAACUGAUGAAAGUGAAAGCCCAAGCCUUGAUUCUACCUCAAAUGAGUCUAAUUCAGUCACUCCCAGUUCAGUAGAAGUGCCGUCAUUGUCUGCAUUGGGUUCAAACACUCAAAAUCCUCAGUUAGAAACCAACAUCUGCUCUUCUCCAUCUGAAAAAGACACUGGAUCAGAAUGUAGCUCCUCUAACCCACCCGUUCAAAGCUCUUCCUCUGAUCACAGUCUGCAAGAUUCUGGUUCACAGAACAGUCCCAAUUCCUUAUCCUUCAGUUUGCCCCCUCUUUCCACAGCAGAAGACCUUGAGUCUUCUAACGUUAUCCCAGAAGAUUCCAGCUCAACUCCUGCCACCAAUUUGUCAUUUCCAAAUCUUGAUAAAAUAGAAACACAGCAUUCUGUCAGCUCCUCACUGCAAGAAUCCUUCCAGUCAUCUGAGGAAACUUCACAAAAAUCUGAAAAUCUGAGUAACCAAACUCAUGCAGAUUCAGUUGUCCAACUGUCGUCAUCAGAGACCCCUUCAGCAGUUGAGUUUACCCACGUGGUAUCUGGUAGUUCUCCUGAUGCUGGCGCUGCUGGUUCAGAGCCCAACAAAUGCUCAUUAGAGUCCACCACAACCUCUGAAGAUGUUUCUGCUGCUACAUCUUCAGUAAAAGAAUUAGAAAAGGAUAUAUUUGAAUCAGACAAAACCAUUUCGGAUUUGGAAAAGGAUGUUUCUAAAUCAGAAAAAGAUGUUUUUGAAUCAGAAAUUAACUCCUCUCCAAAGACUACUGCAGAGGAAUCUGAGGUUUUCGCAUCAUCAAAGGAUGUUACAGAUGACAGUCCGCCUCCUAGUCUUACUUCUUCGUCCAUGGAAUCAGGUUUACUUAGUGUCUCUGGUCUGGAAAGCUCUACUUCCAAACCUGAUUUAAAAGAGACUAUAACUCCUGCAUCCACUCCAUCAGACACUGCACCUGAGCAUUUGCCAUCAGAAACAAGCUCACAUGCCAAUACAGACUUAACUCCUAAAGACUCCCAGUCGGAAACACCUGCAUCUCCUCAAGACGCACCAGUACAAGCCGCCCCUCCCUCCGACCUUAAGGUGUUAGGAUCCGAUUCUCCCACUCCACCCAAAGCAGUAUCAUGGUCUCCUCUGUCUGAAUCAGUUGGAUCAGUUUUGUCUCCUGAGGCUAAAAAAACAGGAACUAACUUGUCGACGUUGCACAGUCUUUCAAAUACAGACUCCCUUCCCAGUGAAAGUCCAUCAGAGUUGGAUAAAUCUCCACCACACGUAAUAACUAAAUCUCCCUCCAGCCCAACUGAGUCUACCUCAAAUGCCCCAACAGCCUCUGAUCAACCAUGCAAAACACCUGAAUCAGAGACUUCAGAAAGCCACACCUUAGAGCAGCCCGUACCUGUUGAAAACAGUCAAAUUGGGCCCGAAAUAUUGAACACAGGUGAGAAAAAAUCAGAUACCGAGGACACAAAUGAGAUCGAUAAAAGUAACACUAAGGAGUCUGUCAGAUGCAAAAAAACAAAUGACCCAGCAAAGCAAAGUAACGGCUCUGAAUCGACAGAGAUCAAGCAGCCAAAAUCAAGCCAGUCUCGCUACCACUCAUCCACAGCCAACGUGCUCUCAAGCAGCAACCUGAGAGACGACACAAAACUGCUCCUAGAGCAGAUUUCUGCAAAUAGCCAAAGUAGGAACGAGGCUACCAAAGAGUCUCCAGCCACCAAAGAGUCUCCCGUUACCAAAGAGUGUCCUGUCACUGAUGACGAGAAAGAAGACGAAGCUGACAAAAAUGCCAAAAAAGAGAAAGAAAGAGAGUACAGAGGCUUUCGCAGAGUGCCAGCUAAACCGAGCCCAGAACGUGAGAAGCUGCUGGAGAGGAUUCAGAGCAUGAGGAAGGAGAGGAAAGUUUACAGUCGAUUUGAGAUGGCACCUUAAAUAGGAUCCAAAGAAGGUGAAGCGAACAGUGGAUACAGUACGUUUACAUAAGGAGUGAAACAAAGAAGCUGAAAUGAUGA
This is a messenger RNA of Stegastes partitus (bicolor damselfish), 5309 nucleotides long. It is a transcript of the gene sack1ha, whose product is annotated as family with sequence similarity 83 member Ha. NCBI's taxonomy places the organism in Eukaryota, Metazoa, Chordata, Actinopteri, Pomacentridae. Gene Ontology annotation, cellular component: keratin filament. The record is from RefSeq and is a predicted model, not a curated record. The coding region runs from base 226 to 5229 and encodes 1667 amino acids. Gene Ontology annotation, biological process: positive regulation of cell migration; signal transduction; intermediate filament cytoskeleton organization. Gene Ontology annotation, molecular function: keratin filament binding; protein kinase binding. The transcript is spliced from 6 exons.